GCACGCGUCUCCAAAUGUAAAUAUAGAACGGCUUCUGCGUCGCUUCGGCUCAGUAAACCAUCGACCACCACUGAAAUUACUGAAAACACAAGGCGAUUCGGGGGCCUGUUCAAAUUUACAGUGAGUGAGACUUGUAUAUGUUUUUGAGGUGCCCCAUCGGAAAUUUUUUGAGACUUGUGGGAUUUGUGCUUCUUCAUCGGUCUUUGGUGAUACUGAGCAAGACAUUAUCUACUUGGUCAGCGUAGAGUCGCAGGUUGGAACAUGCCAAGGGCUUUGCUCUGCGGCAAUCGUCGCUUCAACGAAAAUUUUGAACGCACAGGUUUGAGUCCGGAACAUUCCGUCAGUGUGGCGGAGACGAGUGACAACCAAAUGUCGGAUAACAGCUCAGAAUGUCCAGAUGAGUUGUACAACCUGACCAAACUGGCAGAGGUGGCUGUGGCCACCGGUCAAAUUUUGGAACAACGUAGACUCUCUACUCCUUCCAGUACCACCAGUGACGACCAUGUGUCGUUCAAUUAUACCCACAAGCUGUUCGACAAGUCGUCCAGAACUCCACGUCCACAUUUAUUAAAGACUGAAGAAAUAACCAAGCCAACGUUGACCAAGGUCCACUGUCACACAGUUUCCAUCCCACACAGUACCACCGGCGACGUUUCGGCUUCCGUUUCAUCAUCGGAGAGCAGCAGCGGCGACCACGAGUGCGGCGAGUGCGGCAAACGUUACAGCACGUCCAGCAACUUGGCCCGCCACCGUCAAACGCACAGAAGUCCGGCAGACAAAAAGGCCCGACGCUGUCCACACUGCGACAAGCUGUAUGUCAGCAUGCCGGCCUAUUCUAUGCACGUGCGGACCCACAAUCAGGGCUGCAAGUGCCAUUAUUGCGGCAAGUGUUUCAGCCGUCCGUGGCUUCUGCAAGGACACAUCAGGACUCACACAGGGGAAAAACCCUUCAAGUGUUCGAUCUGCAACAAAGCUUUCGCCGACAAGUCCAACUUGCGUGCUCACAUCCAGACUCACUCGAACACCAAGCCACACAUCUGCGGAAGAUGCGGCAAAGCUUUCGCCCUCAAAUCAUACCUGUACAAGCACGAGGAGUCUUCGUGUAUGAGGAUGAACUGUCGUCACUCGUCAAGGGAGGCAACGCCGGAUAAAAUUGCCUCACCCACCCCUGUCAUUGUGUCGGUGGGUGGAGGCGCUGGUAGACUGGGGGAGUCGGUGAUUAAAGGACCGGAAUCGGUAGUAAGAUCUCCGAUGUUGUACAGAUCCACCGUUAUAUCGCCGAACCCUGAAAGAAUUCUGUAUUCGACGAUUAAACACCCAUCGGUGAUUUUUAACGCAGCUGCGAGAUUCGCAGACAACUUCAACCAAAUAUUACAAGACCAACCGAUGGACUUCUCCACGUCUCAGACCAACAGAGACAGAGAAUCUUAUUCGAAAAAUUCCGAUAGAUACUCCCUCGGUUUGGCAAUCGCCGUCUAAAAACCUAAAGCCCAAAGUAAUUCGAAGGGACCAUUUUAAUUCCACUUAUAACAUUAUUAUUCAGAUCUAUUAUACAUCCCAAGAAACACUAACCGAAAUUUUUUAAAAUGUUGAUGAAUGGUUUUUUAUUAGUGGUGUUUUUUAUUUGUUUGCAUGUUUUAUCGGUGUUCUCGUGCCUUAUAGGAUAAUCUGUGAAUUCACGUGCCAUAUUUAAAUGUAUAUAAGAGUUUAGAGGUAGAGGAGCUGUUUCGAAUUGGUGCUCAUUUAUUAUUCGUAAUUUGUCCUUUGCGUGGCAGCUAAAUAGAUAUAGAAAAAUUGUAUAUACAAAAGUAUGUAUCGUGCUUUGUGGUAAUCUCAUAGAUAUUAGAUGUCACACACAGCAUUACUUCGGUUUUUUUAUAUUUUUGUAUUAUUAUUACAAAAACCGAAUGGAUGCUUCGUGCCAUAUAAAAAUAGUCAUUGCAAUACACAGUAUAGAAUGGCUAUGACAAUAUACUAGUACUAUUAGCCGAUAAUCCACUUUUUUUAUUUUAUUUUAUUUAUAACAUUUUCACAAAUCAUCACGAAAAUUACGCAUAAUGAUUUUUGUGAUUUUUUGUACACAAAUGGGGAGUGCUACUAGUCCUUUGAACGUGACCAACAAAAUGACUAAAAGUUAUCGUUGGUCACGUAGUCAUUUAAAAUUUAAGUUAUUUAUUUUCGUAUUGUUUUCAUGUUUUAACUAACACAAACAGUUUAAGUUUAGUUUUUAGUUUUGUAUCGGCUAAUGAUAUAAAAUUUCCUAGUCAUUAUUAUUUAAGUUACUUACAAUUAAUUAUAUUAAAUUUGUUAAAUUUUUGUUGAGAUAGUUUCUAGCAAAAUUUUUGUAUUUGGGUCGGAUGUUGCAAUAUUAGUUAUUAAUUAAUUAAGUUUAAUUUUACGUAUUACUAGUUGGUUAAAAUUGUACCAAUAAUUAUUAACUGUUAUAUGUCAAGUCUUCGUUAAUUGUAGUUUACAUUCAUUCCCAGGAAUAGUUGAAUUCACGGUCUCAUUCCCGUACUAGAGUAUGUUUGUCUGAAUUUUUGAAAUUGUAAUUUGAAAACGAAUCCUUUUUGUAGAUUUAUGUACUUUUAUACAAUACAUGUUUCGUAAUAA
Messenger RNA from Aethina tumida (small hive beetle), 2613 nucleotides. Its product is annotated as zinc finger protein 761. Lineage: Eukaryota; Metazoa; Arthropoda; Insecta; Coleoptera; Nitidulidae. The transcript is spliced from 5 exons. Bases 262 to 1479 code for a protein of 405 amino acids. Gene Ontology annotation, biological process: regulation of DNA-templated transcription. The record is from RefSeq and is a predicted model, not a curated record. Gene Ontology annotation, molecular function: RNA polymerase II cis-regulatory region sequence-specific DNA binding; DNA-binding transcription factor activity, RNA polymerase II-specific.